AAUCAAUAAAAACAUCUUUUCUUCGAAUCUCUAUCCUCUACUUCUAUUUCUUCUGUAACCUAUUCUAUAUAAUAUAUAUCUUUGUGUUUGUGUGUAUAUAUAGAGAGAUAAUCAUCGCUGUUUUUUGUUUUGUAUUUAAUUCAAUCAAGGCAGGCAGAUUGAUAGAUCAGAUCACAGUUGAAAACGAUGUCGUACGCUUAUCUCUUCAAAUACAUCAUCAUCGGUGAUACAGGAGUUGGUAAAUCAUGUCUUCUUCUACAGUUCACGGACAAGCGUUUUCAGCCAGUUCAUGAUCUGACCAUUGGGGUUGAAUUUGGGGCCAGAAUGAUCACAAUCGAAAACAAACCAAUAAAGCUUCAAAUUUGGGACACGGCCGGUCAAGAAUCAUUCCGGUCCAUCACAAGGUCUUACUACAGAGGUGCUGCUGGUGCACUUCUAGUUUAUGAUAUCACCAGGAGAGAAACUUUCAAUCAUCUUGCGAGCUGGUUGGAGGAUGCUAGGCAGCAUGCAAAUGCGAAUAUGACAAUUAUGCUAAUAGGAAACAAAUCUGAUCUUGCUCAUAGAAGGGCUGUAAGCACUGAGGAAGGCGAACAAUUUGCUAAGGAACAUGGCUUAAUAUUUAUGGAGGCCUCUGCAAAAACUGCUCAAAAUGUUGAGGAGGCAUUUAUAAGCACUGCAGCAACAAUUCAUAAAAAGAUCCAAGAAGGGAUAUUUGACGUAUCAAAUGAGUCCUAUGGGAUAAAAGUUGGAUAUGGUGGCAUCCAGGGGCCGUCAGGAGGAAGAGAUGGUUCGGUUUCUCAAGCAGGUGGAUGUUGCGGUUAAAUAUCUUACAAUGGUUCUGUUAUGGAACGAGUGUUAAAGCUGAAGCCAGGAACUGGUCGUUGGUUGUGAAGCGGUUUGUGGUUUGUGGUUUGAUGACUGUUUGCUCUUGGGUUUUAUGCAUCAUGAUAGGUUAUUGCUCCAUGUAAUUAACAGUUUCUGUUUGGAUAUUUGUGGAUGAACAAGGGAACAACUCUACUAUGUUAUAUGUUUAUUGCAUAUACCAAUUUACUGUAUAAUUUGUACA
Molecule: messenger RNA, 1066 nt
Organism: Daucus carota subsp. sativus
Lineage: Eukaryota; Viridiplantae; Streptophyta; Magnoliopsida; Apiales; Apiaceae
Product: ras-related protein RABB1c
Exons: 6
Coding region: 187-822 (211 amino acids)
Biological process (GO): vesicle-mediated transport
Cellular component (GO): Golgi apparatus
Molecular function (GO): GTPase activity; GTP binding
Source: RefSeq, a predicted model, not a curated record